This is a messenger RNA of Camellia sinensis, 717 nucleotides long. NCBI's taxonomy places the organism in Eukaryota, Viridiplantae, Streptophyta, Magnoliopsida, Ericales, Theaceae. The record is from RefSeq and is a predicted model, not a curated record.
AUGUUCAACAAAUUUACAUCAUUACUGAAGCAUACUGGUGUUUGUUGGGAUAGCCAGCGACUUACUAUCACUGCACCGGAUGACGUUUGGGAAGCCCUUUACAAGGUUAAUACCCAUGCAAAGAGGUUUAGGAAAAAAGGGAUGGUUUACUACCAUGAGUUGUCUCGUAUCUUAGGAGACACAUUCGCAACUGGUAAACUAGCUUUUCCUUCCACCAAAUCACCUUCUGAAAGUAGUGCCGGUUCUGAUCCUGAAUUUAAGGUAAAGAAUGAGGAGUUAGAUGCAUUGCAAAUUGAUAGUGAUAAUGAAAAUGGAGAUGGCCAAGGCAAGGGCAAGGGAAAGGGCAAGGGCAAGGACAAGGGCAAGAGCAAAAUGGGAGGUAAAAAGAGUAAGAAGAGGAGCUCUUUUCAAGAUAAUAUUUCUGAAGCACUCAAAGAAAUGAGUGAAAAUAGCAAGAGGAAGGUGGACCUAAUGGAAAAGCGUUUCACAAGUGCUUCAGUUACUAAUGUUGGCGAUGACAGUGGUUCAAUUGAAGGUGGCUCUACUCCAUCACGUUCAUUACUGAAAGAGUGCAUGGCACUAUUGCAUGGUAUGGAGGAAAUUUCUGCUGCUGCUUACACUAAAGCUGUGAACAAGCUUGCAUCGGAUCCCAUAAUAAGGGAGGUAUUUGUUGAUAUGCCUGCUAGUAGGAUGAGGGAUUGGGUCCUUAAUCUUUGA